AGUUAUAAGACCUAACCAUGAGUGACCAAAUAAAAUACAUUGUGGACAGUCUUAAUAAGGAGCCUUUUAAGAAGAAUUAUAACUUAAUCACUUUUGAUUCCUUGGAGCCUAUGCAACUAUUACAAGUUCUCAAUGAUGUUCUUGCUGAGAUUGACUCAAAGCAAGUCAUUGAUAUCAGAGAGGAGAUGCCGGAGCAGACAGCCAAGAGGAUGUUGAACCUUCUUGGUAUCCUUAAAUACAAACCUCCAGGAAAUGCAACGGACAUGAGUACCUUUCGUCAGGGUCUGGUGAUCGGAAGUAAACCUGUCAUUUACCCAGUACUCCACUGGCUUCUUCAGAGAACUAAUGAACUAAAGAAAAGAGCAUAUUUAGCUCGUUUUUUAAUAAAGCUUGAAGUGCCAAGCGAGUUUCUUCAGGAUGAAACUGUAGCUGAUACCAAUAAACAGUAUGAAGAAUUGAUGGAAGCUUUUAAAACUUUGCAUAAAGAAUGUGAGCAGCUUAAGACAUCCGGAUUUUCUACAGCAGAAAUAAGAAGGGAUAUAAGUGCAAUGGAGGAAGAAAAGGAUCAGCUCAUUAAGAGAGUAGACCGCCUGAAGAAAAGGGUGGAGACAGUUCAGAAUCAUCAACGAAUGCUUAAAAUAGCAAGGCAACUUCGACUUGAAAAAGAGAGAGAAGAAUUUCUGGUGCAACAGAAACAGGAACAGAAGAAUCAGCUUUUUCAUGCAGUACAGAGACUGCAAAGAGUACAGAACCAGCUGAAAAGUAUGCGCCAUGCCGCAGCAGAUGCAAAGCCUGAAAGCUUAAUGAAGAGACUAGAAGAGGAAAUAAAGUUUAAUUCAUAUAUGGUAACAGAAAAAUUUCCGAAGGAAUUAGAAAAUAAGAAAAAAGAAUUGCAGUUUUUGCAGAAAGUGGUUUCAGAACCUGCUAUGGGCCAUUCUGAUCUUCUGGAACUUGAGACUAAAAUAAAUGAAAUAAACGCACAGAUCAACCAACUUAUCGAAAAGAAAAUGAUGAGAAAUGAGCCAAUCGAAGGCAAGCUCUCGCUGUACCGGCAACAGGCAUCCAUCAUUUCUCGUAAAAAAGAAGCCAAAGCGGAAGAACUUCAGGAGGCCAAGGAGAAGCUCACGGGCCUGGAGAAGGAGGUGUCUGUGAAGACCAGUCAGACGCGGGAGCUGGAUGGCGCCGAAGUCCUGAAGGGUGAUGAGUUCAAACGAUAUGUCAGUAAACUUCGAAGCAAGAGUACAGUCUUCAAAAAGAAGCAUCAAAUAAUAGCUGAAUUUAAGGCUGAAUUUGGUCUUUUGCAGAGGACAGAAGAACUUCUUAAACAACGUCAUGAAAAUAUUCAGCAUCAGCUGCAAGCUGUCGAGGAGAAAAAGGGCAUAUCCGGCUAUAGUUACACGCAGGAAGAGCUGGAAAGAGUGUCGGCGCUGAAGAGCGAGGUGGAUGAGAUGAAGGGGCGGACGCUGGACGACAUGUCAGAGAUGGUGAAAAAGCUGAAUUCACUGGUAUCUGAGAAGAAGUCAGCUCUAGCCCCAGUUAUAAAAGAACUACGACAGUUGCGACAAAAAUGUCAAGAACUAACCCAGGAGUGUGAUGAGAAGAAAUCGCAGUAUGAUAGCUGUGCAGCGGGCCUCGAGAGCAAUCGGUCCAAGCUAGAGCAGGAAGUCAGAGGACUCCGUGAAGAAUGUCUUCAAGAAGAAAGUAGAUACCAUUAUACAAAUUGUAUGAUUAAGAACCUAGAAAUGCAGCUUCGUCGAGCUACAGAUGAGAUGAAGGCGUACGUCUCCUCCGACCAGCAGGAGAAGAGAAAGGCGAUCAGGGAACAGUAUACCAGAAAUAUUGCCGAACAGGAAAAUCUGGGGAAGAAACUUCGAGAAAAACAAAAAGCUGUACGAGAAAGUCAUGGUCCAAAUAUGAAACAAGUGAAAAUGUGGCGUGAUUUCGAACAGUUGAUGGAGUGUAAGAAACAGUGCUUUCUGAAGCAGCAGAACCAGGCGGCCAUCGGCCAGGUGAUUCAGGAGGGAGGAGAGGACCGCCUGAUUCUCUGAAGCCUCGCAUCGGAUGAGGCCGCAGUCCAUCCCACUCACUGACAGCGCAUCCCAGGAUGCAGUUCUUAAAAGUGAUUUGUGCAACACUUUGCUCUCAGAAUAGCUGUUUCCUAUUAAGUUUUCUUGGAAGACAGUAUAUGUGGGCUUUUAAGUUUAAGUUUGAGAAAGAGACUUUUGUUGUUUUGCUUGGUUUAGUCAUCAGUGGUGUCUUCUGAGUUUUAUGAGACAGGAGACUAAGUUUACUAUCCAUAAAAUGAAAACAUGUGUCCAUCAAGAAACAUGUCACUUCUUUUAAGUAUAAAUAACCUAAUGACUUACUGUUUCUCUCAAUCUUUUUUUAACUUUAGAGGACUCUUUUAGCAACUAAUAUCUCUUGUUUUGAAGAAACGUUUAUCUGAAGUUCAUUAGUUCCUACAGAGUUCAUUAGUUCCUACAGUUUCACUUCAGUUUCUUUUUUUUUUUCUGUGACUGUCACACAAUUUUAGUAUUUUGAAUGACAUAGUUGUUCUCUUUGUAAAUUUAAUGGCAAAUAAAACUUAGUGCACAUAUCAUGACUUUUUAUCUUAAAAUUAUAGUUUUGUCACAUUG
This is a messenger RNA of Sorex fumeus (smoky shrew), 2636 nucleotides long. It is a transcript of the gene IFT81, whose product is annotated as intraflagellar transport 81. The record is from RefSeq and is a predicted model, not a curated record. Gene Ontology annotation, cellular component: cilium; centrosome; intraciliary transport particle B. Bases 18 to 2048 code for a protein of 676 amino acids. The transcript is spliced from 18 exons. Gene Ontology annotation, biological process: cilium assembly; intraciliary transport. Gene Ontology annotation, molecular function: tubulin binding. Lineage: Eukaryota; Metazoa; Chordata; Mammalia; Eulipotyphla; Soricidae.